Molecule: messenger RNA, 1304 nt
Organism: Nothobranchius furzeri (turquoise killifish)
Lineage: Eukaryota; Metazoa; Chordata; Actinopteri; Cyprinodontiformes; Nothobranchiidae
Product: leucine-rich repeat neuronal protein 4
Molecular function (GO): protein binding
Source: RefSeq, a predicted model, not a curated record
CUCACAAGUUCCAGACCCAAAAAAUGCUUUCGGAGUCUGAGUGGGAAAGAGACCGCAGAGAGGAGGGGGAAGCACAAAGGGGAGAAAAGAGGGGGAGGAGUGAGAGAGAGGCAGCUACUAUAACAGUGAGAACUGGAGAUGUUUGUGAGCACAUGGAAAGAGCUGCUGGAGCUGGAACGAUCACCAGGGAGAAAACAGACUCAUCCAUCAGCGACAAACAGAAAUGGACCCCCUCCUCAGGAACUUGACUGCACUUCUUCUUUUCGUCUUGCCUCUCCUUAACACCCACCUCUCCACCCAUGCUGCCACUAUCUCCCCGCCGCCCACUCGCAGACGGAUCAUACACCUAGCCCCCAUGGGCUCAGAUGAUGACUAUGAAGAUUAUGAGGGGGAGAUCUUCUCUAGAGUCUUGUCUUCUUCCAUGAAGACUCCCCUUCUGCGCUCUGAGCUGUGUAACCAUGACCCCUGCAAGGAGAACCAGGAGCCCUGCAACGUCCUGAAAGCUCAAACUGGGUGCCUCUGUCCUGGGAGGAGUGGAGUUGACCAGCCUCCUCACGCUCCACGCAUCCAAGCAUUGAUGCCAGUCACUGAAGGGGACAACACGGGGGAUAUAGAGGUGCGGUGGUGCGCUCCGUCCUCUGUAGUGUCUGCCUACAGGGUGUCUGUGGAAGGAAGAGAGGGUGAUCUCCUGGAGUUUGGAGAUUCUUCGCGUCUGGGCUUGGUGGGACCUUUGGAAGUUGGGACAAAAGUGUGUGUGCAGGCGGUGAACAGUGCAGGACAAAGUAGUCCGUCAGAGUUCUCCUGUAUGCGCUACACACACUCUGAAUCUUCUGACCAUAAAUUGUUGACCUGGAUCAUAGUUGGUGGAGUUGCCUUAGUUCUGCUUCUCGUUGCAGCCGUGGUGACCAUCUGCAAGUGUCAAAAGACAAUGUGGCACAGUCAUGAGGAACUGGGAAACCUCUCUUACAGCAAAUAGGGAGGAGGGUGAUGAAAAAGCAGUGAUGCAUGAACGAAUCAGAACGAGAUAGUGGAUCUGUGGGACAGAGCACCAUUCUUAUUGUGGGCAAGUUGUUUAAACUCCUGUUUAAAGGAGCAGGCACUCAUGAUCCGGACACGACUAACAAAAUGAACUAACAAGUGUUUUAACAAUGGGGUGUCAUUACAGGUUCAUUUGCUGGCAAAUUAACGUCUGUAGACUUAAUAUUGACUAUUCUCUGUUGCAUUUAAAUUUAAUUGUACAUAAUAGGUUUUGGCGUACAAGCCACUGGAUGAAAAUGUUUUAAUAAAAUUAUUUUGAUUAAAAA